AUGAUAUCAAGGUUACUCGGCGUUGUCCGCACUGCUGCUGCAAUCAAACUCGACAAUAGUAGCGUCAAGAUUUCUUUUUCAUUCUUACAAGAAAAAGAAAAAGAUUUUUCUUUGUAUUAUAUUUAUUCGUUUCUUUCUGCACUUGCUCAACAUAAAGAAACACAAUGGCUACGCAACAGGACCAUUUGUCAUUUCAUUUCAUUUCUAUCUAUCUAUCUAUCUAUCUAUCUAUCUAUCUAUCUCACGGAAAUAAAAGAAAAAUGGAAUAUUUUCUCUCUCUUUUCGUCACCCCUUCUUUUCUUCUUGUCUCUUUUUUCACAAAUCUCUUCAUAUUUCUUUUCUUUGCAUCAUUUUAUAAAUUUCCUUUCUCUCGCCGAUUUAGCCCGAGCGCUGAGGUCUAUAAACUCUCUCUCUCUCUCUCUCUCUCUCAUGUCCAUUCCAAUUAAAGAUUUAAAUUUCAUAAUUCUACGUCUCAUUAUAUCAAUAAUUUUCACCCUAUCUAUCUAUCUAUCUAUCUAUCUAUCUAUCUAUCUAUCCCAGGCUGUUUAUACCUAUCUACUUCAGGCUGUUCAUAUUGAUCUAGAAGUUUUUUAUCUAUCUAUCUAUCUAUCUAUCUAUCUAUCUAUCUAUCUAUCUAUCUAUCUAUCCCAGGCUGUUUAUACCUAUCUACUUCAGGCUGUUCAUAUUGAUCUAGAAGUUUUAUCUAUCUAUCUAUCUAUCUAUCUAUCUAUCUAUCUAUCUAUCUAUCUCAGGCUUUUCAUAUUUAAUAUCUAUUCGUCCCGAUUCUUUUCGUGA
This is a messenger RNA of Acanthosepion pharaonis, 795 nucleotides long. The record is from the annotation of a GenBank genome assembly. Lineage: Eukaryota; Metazoa; Mollusca; Cephalopoda; Sepiida; Sepiidae.